Cylindrotheca closterium is the source of this 1422-nucleotide messenger RNA. The record is from the annotation of a GenBank genome assembly. Lineage: Eukaryota; Bacillariophyta; Bacillariophyceae; Bacillariales; Bacillariaceae.
AUGAUUAUCCAAAGAGAAGAUCAUUUAGCAGGGGGGUUUGGCAACACCGAACUGUUACAGCGCCUUGAAUCUCUUCCAACUAAUGUUGACACGGCGGUUGGCAGAGUGUCCCGUCGCUGCCAACAAAGGGCGUUGUCUCCUCCCCUCCCAUAUAUGGGCUCGUUCUGCAAGGCACUCGACUAUCCUUGCGAUGAAGAAAACCCCGAUGGAUUCGUCAUACUAUGUAUGGCGGAAAACAAGUUGGUAACUGACAUCCUUUCCAAGCGCCUUGGUGCGGACCCAAAUAUAGCCAAAGUGGCUUUUGCAGAUGAAAGUCUGUAUUGUUACACCUCGUCUCUGGGACUUCCUGUUGCCCGUCAAGCUGCUUCGCAUUUUUUCACCAAACGAUUUCUCUCAUCGAAUGCCUUACAAGAUUCCAUCGUCGAUCCGAAAAAUAUUGGUAUAGCUUCAGGGGCAGCUGGUGCGAUGAACAGCCUCUAUUUCGCAUUGGGUGACGCGGGGGAUGUCGCUCUCAUCCCCCGCCCAUACUAUGGAGGGUAUGACUUCGACAUGUCCAUAGUCUCGCAGAUAACCCCUUUUGGCUUCGAGUUGGAUGCUCCAACCGAGGGCCCAACGGAGGCUGAUUUGGAUCGUGCUUUCAACGACGCCCAGUCAAAGGGCCUGACGCCAAGAUUUCUGCUUUUGAACAAUCCAAAUAAUCCGCUCGCAAGCGUAUAUGCUCCAGAAGUGAUUCGAAAUGCAGUAGCUUGGGCCAGAAACUUGAAGCUUCAUAUCAUUGUGGAUGAAAUCUAUGCUCUAUCGACACACGUUGGUCAUGGUUUUCAGUCCGUUGUCAGGAUUCUUGACAACGAUCUCAGAGACGAUGUCCACGUUGUUUGGGCACUGUCCAAGGACUUUGGCGCGAGUGGAUUGCGAGUGGGAUUUGUUUACAGUCGUAACGAGACGCUUCUUCAGGCAAUGUCACACCUCAACACUUUCAGCUCAGUCAGCAACUCUACUCAAGCAAUGGUUGCCGAGCUGUUGACUGAUGAUACAUUCAUUGAUUACUACCUGAAGGAAUCGAGCAUCCGACUGCGACAAUCCUACGAAAGUUGCGUGGAGAAGCUUGUAGAAAUGGGCUUGCCAUUUAUUCCACCACAGGCAGGUAUCUUUGUUUAUGUCGACUUUAGUUCAAUCCUGCCAAAGAAAACAAAGGAGUAUGAAGCCAAACUCAGUCAAUUACUUAUUGAGCACGCCCGAGUUAUACUGACCCCUGGUGAUUCCAUGAAAGAUCCAACGCCAGGAAUGUUUCGUAUGUGCUACGCAUGGGUAUCCCCCGAUGUUCUUCGAGUCGGGAUGGAACGUUUGAGUCGCAUUGUGACAAAAAUUAGACGUCUAGAUUGGGAAGAUCUAGACGAAACGACACUAAGUGGGAUCAUUUAG